Salvia splendens (bonfire salvia) is the source of this 1298-nucleotide messenger RNA. Its product is annotated as reticulon-like protein B21. The record is from RefSeq and is a predicted model, not a curated record. The transcript has 7 exons. NCBI's taxonomy places the organism in Eukaryota, Viridiplantae, Streptophyta, Magnoliopsida, Lamiales, Lamiaceae. The coding region runs from base 155 to 1228 and encodes 357 amino acids.
UAAAAUCAUUUAAUUAGAAACUGAAAUAUUGUAAUGUUUCCAAAAAAUAAAAGUCCAUAAAAGAAAAGUGGAAAGCAAAAGAGUAAAAAGGAAUCCCAAUGCUGGAUUGCAUGACUUUGAGAAGAAGCAGCUAGAGAGUUAUUGAGUAGCAAAGAUGGCUAGAAAAGCAGGGGAGACCAAAAUGAUGCUAAAAAAUGAUAGUACUAAGAUUCACAUUGGCAAGAGCAAGAUCGCAACGCAGAGAUCUGAUCCCGGCAUCAAGCGAUUUAGAGAUGAGAUUAAUUCGGUCAAACUGAGGAAAAUCAAAUCCGAUUCUGCUAAGAUCGAUCAACACGAGGAUCACGGGAUUAUCGAAUCUACAUUCGAAGCAGAUGAGCCAAUCACAAUCAAUGCAGAUCAUGACCUCAAAGAGGAAGAGGAAGAGGAAGUGGAAGUAGAAGUAGAAAAGGAAAUCGAAGUCGAGAUUGAAAAGAAAAGCCUCGAAAUCAGUUUGCAAGAGCAGAAGAAGGUUGUGGUUGUGGAAGAGGAAGAGGAGAUACCAAAUCAGAUUCAGGAGGAUGGAGCUUCAACCAGACUUGAGAGUUUCGCUGAUUUGAUAAUGUGGAGAGAUACAGCAAGAUCAGCCUUUGUAUUUGGUGUUGGAGCAUUUGCCAUCAUUUCCACUUCAUACACCAAACACCUCAAUAUUAGCUGUAUCUCUCUUCUUUCCUACCUUGCUCUGCUCUAUCUUGCUGUAACUUUUGUUUUCAGAUCCCUCAAAACCAGGGGAAAUAUUGAUUUGGAUAGCAAAGAUGAAGAAUAUGUUGUAGGAGAGGAAGAAGCGGUUUGGCUAAUAAAGUUGGUUUUGCCCUAUGUAAAUGGCUUCCUUUCCAAAUUGAGAAGCCUCUUUUCUGGAGAUCCAGCUACCACAAUCAAGUUGGCUGUUGUGCUGUUUGUAUUAGCAAGAUGUGGAGGCUCCAUAACCAUCUGGAAAAUGACAAAACUAGGAUUCGUUGGAGUUUUCGUGGUGCCAAAACUAUCUUCUGCCUACUCCUCACAGUUAAAUGCAUAUGGUACAUUCUGGAUUGGAAGAUUCGGAGAUGCGUGGGAAUCAUGUAGUCACAAGAAAGCAGUGGCGUUUGGAAUAUUCAGUCUUGUCUGGAAUUUAUCUUCAGUUGUUGCUCGAAUUUGGGCGGUUUUUCUGUUAUUUGUUGCGUUUAAGUACUAUCAACAGUGUAAUAAGGCAUAGUUGUUACAGUCUGCUAAAUUCUAUACUUACAAAAUACUCCUAUAGGAAACACACACGAUAUUCCUUUUCU